AUGGCACCACCACCGCCGACGCAAGGCGAGUCGCUCCAGAGCCGCGUGCUGAAGCUCGCCCAGACGCUCCAGUUCGCCUGGUUCGUCGGCCAUGUCACGCUGCUGCUGUGCACGCUUAGGUACGGCCUCAGCUACAUCAUGUUCAAGUACUACAGUCGCUGGGCCCAGUUCUCCUACCGCACCGCCUUCAUUGCCGCCGCUGCCACCUACGGAAUCGUCGUCUUUAAGGGAUACCGCGCGCGCGCAAAGAGCGGCAAGCAGCCCAGCAGCCCCUUGGCGCUCGUCGGUGACGAGAAUGUGCAGUACCUGGGUAAGCUAUGCCUCGCACACGUUGGCUUAUAACAGCUCGCUCACGCUUGAUUUCUACAGCAAUGGCCCUCCUGUGGCUCUUCUCCCGCCAGUACCCGCUCGCUAUGCUCCCCUACGCCAUCUACAGCGUCUUCCACGUCCUGACCUACACCCGCGGCAUCCUCCUCCCAACCAUCCAGCCACCACCAGCUACGCCAGCAGGUGAGAAGCCAAAGAGCUCCGCGCUCGCCGACAACAUUGGACACUUCGUCAAGGACUACUAUGAUGAUAGCAUGUCGCUCGUUGCUGGCCUCGAGCUCGCGCUGUGGUUCCGCAUCCUCGGAUCCGCCAUCAUCUUCGUCAAGGGCAGCUGGAUCAUCUUCCUCGUCUACACCGUCUUCUUGCGUGCGCGUAUUAGCCAGAGCACCUUUGUUCAAGGAAUGCUUAAGCAGCUCGGUGCCCGUGGUGAUGCUCUCACCCAGCGCCAGGACGUCCCACCUGCCGCUCGCCAGGCCUGGGAAACCACCAAGAACAUCGCGAAGCAGGUUCACGACCAGACCGAUAUCAACCGCUACGUCCAGGGAGGAAACGCCCCUCAGUCCACCCCUCCCAAGAAGGCACAGUAA
Molecule: messenger RNA, 914 nt
Organism: Lecanosticta acicola
Lineage: Eukaryota; Fungi; Ascomycota; Dothideomycetes; Mycosphaerellales; Mycosphaerellaceae
Source: the annotation of a GenBank genome assembly